Penicillium manginii is the source of this 180-nucleotide messenger RNA. RefSeq lists its product as uncharacterized. Bases 1 to 180 code for a protein of 59 amino acids. The transcript has a single exon. NCBI's taxonomy places the organism in Eukaryota, Fungi, Ascomycota, Eurotiomycetes, Eurotiales, Aspergillaceae. The record is from RefSeq and is a predicted model, not a curated record.
AUGGCACCGACCAAAUGGAACAAGUUCCCAAAGGAAGGUUUGGAUAAGCAGUUGACCAGUCACCCCAAGUGCCGAGCUCAAGACCAGUCUUUUAAGGCUGGUCUUUCAACCCUCAACCAAACACACGAGCCUCCCCGAGAUAACCUAACACAGCAGCAGAUCGACCGACGUUGGAGUUGA